CCCAAAGCAUCUUCGUCUUUCUUAUUUUAUUUUAUUUUAUUUUCUUAUUUUCAUUUUAUUCAUACUUUAAUAAAGGAAAAUCGAAUCGCAUACUUUCUUCUCUAUAUUUAUCUUCUUAUUCAUCAUCAUCAUCAUCAUCUUAUUACUUACUUUAUAGAACAACCAAACCCUAGAUUUGCUGUUGAGGCUCAGGACCGUACAAACUGAAAAGUUUAGAGAUCUUGACCGUAGGCAUUAUGAAUACCAUCCCUUGGAAAGAUGCAAACGACGACGUUAGGACAAGACAUGAAGGAGAAAUCGAAGAAGCAAAAGAAGAAGCUGUCGUAGCCGUAGCCACCAGUGGAAAAACCGUGACUACGAAGCCGCCAACCUCGACUUCUUCUUCUUCUUCUUCGUGGAUGAAAUCAAAGGAUCCAAGGAUCGUUAGGGUUUCACGCGCCUUUGGAGGCAAAGACCGUCACAGCAAAGUGUGUACGUUGCGUGGUCUACGUGACAGACGUGUGAGAUUAUCAGUCCCCACUGCUAUCCAGCUCUAUGAUCUUCAAGAACGCCUCGGCCUCGACCAGCCUAGCAAAGCCGUUGACUGGUUGCUCGAUGCAGCCAAAGAGGAGAUCGAUGAGCUUCCUCCGUUGCCCGUCUCGCCCGAGACUUUCAGUCGUUUCAACCAUCAUCAGUCUUUCUUGAAUCUUGGUCAACGGCCGGGUCAAGAUCCGACCCAAAUCGGAUUUAAAAUCAAUGGGUCUGCUACUACUACUACUAGCUGUGAUGAAAACCACAACGAGAGUGGUGAUGAAAAGGAUGUCUCUUUAACAAACAGUCAUCACAUUGGGUCUUAUGGAGCCUAUCAGAACAUGGAACAUCAUCAUCAACAACAAAAUUCAAGUUUUCAGGCAGAUUAUCAUCACCAUCAACAUCAACUACAUAGUCUUGUCCCAUUUCCAUCACAGUUCUUGGUAUGUCCAAUGACCACAUUAUCAACAACAACAACAACAACUACACAAUCUUUGUUUCCCUCAUCGUCAUCAGCUGGUUCGUGGAAUAUGGAGGCAACAGAUCCAAGGCGAAUGGUAAGCCAUUUUCAAAUGCCAUUAAUGGGUAGUUCUUCUUCUUCUUCAGCAUCCCAAAACAUUUCGACUUUAUACUCAUUGUUACAUGGUAGUAGUAGUAAUCGGAUGUCGUCGGUCCAAUUCAACGGGACAAGUAGAGGAAGUGAUAAUCCUAUGUGAAAUUAGAUUAUGGAAACAAUUAAAUGUUCGAUGUGUUUUCAAGAGAGGGGACACGAAACAAAAAAUAAUACGGUAGUUAAUUUUCAACUACUUUUUUCCUGAUAUAUUUCUAUACAAGUUAACGUUAACUUGUGGAUCAAUAAAAUUACUAUGUUAGCGUUCAUGUGCUUUGAAUUUUCUCAUUUAUGUAUACGUAGCUUCUUCAUAUAGGAUCUAAC
Molecule: messenger RNA, 1444 nt
Organism: Eruca vesicaria subsp. sativa (arugula)
Lineage: Eukaryota; Viridiplantae; Streptophyta; Magnoliopsida; Brassicales; Brassicaceae
Source: the annotation of a GenBank genome assembly